This is a messenger RNA of Medicago truncatula (barrel medic), 1057 nucleotides long. RefSeq lists its product as uncharacterized. Bases 187 to 810 code for a protein of 207 amino acids. NCBI's taxonomy places the organism in Eukaryota, Viridiplantae, Streptophyta, Magnoliopsida, Fabales, Fabaceae. The transcript is spliced from 2 exons. The record is from RefSeq and is a predicted model, not a curated record.
GCUGAGUCCUCAUUUUAUUCUUUUUCCAUUCUCCAGACCAACGUUUUUUCCACCAUGGGUUUAUAUAUAAUGUGUGAUGAUUGUCUUCCACAUUCAUAUAUAUGAUUAUAUUGUAGUUGCAUAUAUAGGCCUUUAUUUAGAGGGUAUUUUCCACUCCAAUCCAACAAGUUCUAUCAAUUUAACUCCAUGUUGCAUUCUACUACCAUGUCCUCUUUCAAACAUGGUCUUGGUCUCUACCUUCUUCUACUUGUCUUUUCCCACAUCCUCCUUACAAGUCCAGUGACUUGUGCCUGCGGAGAGAAGGAGAAGGAUCUACUUCAUGACAUCAACACAUACAGAAAAGUUCUAAACCUUCCUAUCCUAGAGAAAACUGACAAGCCAUCUUGUUUAGCCAACAAAAUUGCAAAUGAUCUUGAACAUAAACACUGCGAAGAAUUUCAUAACUACUACCCAAAUAUACCCGGUAAAAAUCCCAAAAUUCCUAACUUCGAAAAGAGUGUUGAGAAGUGUAAGAUCAACAUCAAUACCACAAAAGAUGGGGUCAUUAUGCCAAUGUGUGUGCCUAAAUUGGACCAAGAUGAUUUGUUUUCUAAUUAUACUAAAAAUAGUCACUUUACAAAGUAUUUAAAUAAUUCAAAGUAUAUUAUAGCAGGGGUUGGUUCUGAAGAUGAUUGGAUGGUUCUUAUUAUUAGCACUAACACAACUUCUGGAGAUUUUUCUUCUGCUAAUUCUUUGCUUGUUGGAGCUUGGAAGGGUCAAUGGUUGUUGAUGACUACAUUCUUGAGUGUGUUUGUUUUUAUGUUCAACUAAAUUGAUUUUUCUUUUUUGUUUUGUUUCUUGUGUGCUACAUUUGAUGGAAUUUUCUCUUUUUAUUCACAUAUAUUUCUUUGUUAUUGGAUCAAGAUUUUUCUAUUUUGUAUUUCUUUGUAUAUUGGAUUUGGAGUGUUCUUUAUUAUUUUUUAUGAGCAAGGAUUUGUCAAUUUCAAUCAUUUUGUAAAUGUGUUGAUUCAUGAUAUGCUAUCGCAAAUAUCAAUGUACUUGUAAGGGGUCGUAUUGA